UGUUUGUUUACAUCCGUCAGCUGACCGAGGAAAGAGGUGCGGCGGUGUGGGCGUGAACCUUAUUUUUCUCAGCUUCCCGAGUGUCCAUUGGUGUCAUGUUUGUGUAGUAGGUAAAUGAACGCGUCGACUAUAAGCUAAGGGACAAUUGACCGCCUGUGGUGCCUGCUGGCGUGUACACUCGAGGCUGGAGAUCAAAUCGUUUCUGUCCACCUUCGUCCUCGUGAAGAUCAGCAAUGUCAGCGAAAAAUAAAGUGGAGAAGGAUAAAUUACUAGAAGACAUGGCCAAAGAUUAUGCUCCAUAUUUCCAAGUGGACACAACGGCAGAGAGGGCUCACCUAGACCGUGAGCUUGAGGCCAUGCUGACCCGCCUGGAAGAGUGUGGCAGCCUGCUGGACCGGACUCGGACAGAAAAUCGUCACACUUUGGAUGCACUGGUUCCUCAGAUCUACUCCAACUAUCAGACAUUGCAACGAACCUUCCAGACCAUUGACCAGCUGGAGUUACUUGUGGGCAGAGUGAAGGAGGACCUCACCAAGAUGGAGAAGGCUGUGACUCAGGGAGAGAGAGAUCUGGGCUCAAAUCAGGGCUUCACUACAGUUAUGAAGCCCUUCUUCUUUAUGAGGGAGCACAUUCCAGAGAGAUCUUCAUCACAACUUAAUUUUAACCCUCCAGAAAUUUUUAAAGCCGAGGACUAUUUUGCAGAAGCCACAGAAACUGACUCAUCUCAGCCCUCAAGACCCUAGUGCUUGUGUGUGUAUGUGUCCCAGUUUUGUUAUUUGUUGACUGUGUGUGUGUGUGUGUGUGUGUCUGGAUCUUUAUUGUCUGUUGUAAUGUGCUGAGUGAAUCUAAAAAGAUAUAUUGAAAAGUAGUACGAACUUCCUUCAUACUGAAGGAGAUUAGCUGGUAAAUAGUUAUUUGCUGUUUAUUAUGCUCAAAAUAAUACUCAAUAAUUAUUUCUGACAUCACAUGCAAUAAAGUCCAAAGAGCCUAAUUCCAAGGCUUGAAAACA
Messenger RNA from Eriocheir sinensis (Chinese mitten crab), 1009 nucleotides. It is a transcript of the gene Blos4, whose product is annotated as biogenesis of lysosome-related organelles complex 1 subunit 4-like. The coding region runs from base 234 to 743 and encodes 169 amino acids. Gene Ontology annotation, cellular component: BLOC-1 complex. The record is from RefSeq and is a predicted model, not a curated record. NCBI's taxonomy places the organism in Eukaryota, Metazoa, Arthropoda, Malacostraca, Decapoda, Varunidae. The transcript is spliced from 5 exons.